AUGUCGCUGCUGCGAAGAGCUGAGACGUGUUUCGCCAAUCAGCAGGUCAACAAGCUUCUGAACGCCUUCGUAUGCCCCCGCGAUGAGGGCACUUUGAUCUCGGAACAUACUUCGAAUCUACGAGACGCAGAUAAACGACGAGAUAGAGGUACAUCCAUCAAGGAAAGCUUAGGCAAAGCGUAUCUGAUUGCUCUCAUAGGUACACCAAAGUCUGCCAUUGAUGGCUGCUUAAUAGCUGUGAAGGACAAUAUAUGCACAUCUGAAGAGCCGACGACAUGCGCGUCCGCAAUUCUGAAAGGCUUCCACAGCCCGUACCCGGCCACGGUAGUCGAAAAGCUCAAACACGCUGGGGCAUUGAUCGCUGGAAAGACCAAUUUAGAUGAAUUUGGAAUGGGCUAUACUCAAGACGGAGGUUCUCUGUCAGCUGGUGGAAGCUCUGGUGGCAGCGCUGUAGCUGUUGCUACUGGGCAAUGUGAUGCUGCAUUGGGCACAGACACCGGAGGGUCUGUACGCCUUCCAGCUGCAUAUACGGGUAUUAUAGGCUUCAAGCCUUCGUAUGGCAUGGUGUCCCGAUGGGGUAUCGUGGCAUAUGCAAAUUCUCUUGACACUAUUGGCAUACUAGCCAAGGAUAGCUCCAUGGCAAGGAAUAUCUUCGACGCGGUCGAAGGCUUCGACUCUCGAGAUCCUACCUCCAUACCAGUGAGCACACGCUCAAGGAUUGCGCAACAAUUGCUUGAACGCAAAGCAAAGCAGGGCUGGGGCGACACACCUUCGGUGCGCAUAGGUGUCCCAAGGGAGUACAACACUGCAGAGCUCCAACCGGAGGUAAGAAGAGCCUGGCUGGAAACAUUGCAAGGUCUUCGGAACCAGGGUCAUACAAUCCACAUGCUGUCUUUAGCCACCACAAAAAUGGCUCUCUCAGCAUACUACGUGAUAGCACCAGCGGAAGCCUCUUCAAAUCUUGCCAAGUAUGAUGGCGUCCGUUAUGGCAACAAAAACUCGGCCUCGGAGCGGGCCGACAACGUUUUAUUCGCGUCUACACGGGGCGCUGGUCUUGGAGAAGAGGUAAAGAGGAGGAUUCUUCUCGGUUCCUACAGCUUGAGUGCUGCGGCAAUCGACAAUUACUUCAAAACGGCUCAGAAAGUGCGCAGGCUAGUACAGAGGGACUUCAAUAAUGCCUUUGCGUUAAGUCACCCCCUCCUAAAACGCCAAGAUGGGUCUGGAAGUGAACCAAAAGUCGAUGUUAUUUUGACUCCCACAGCGCAAUCGUUACCGCCAAGGCAUAGUUCUCUCAAAAAUAAAGCCUCCAUAGACUCAUAUAGUGUUGAUUUUCUUACGGUGCCAGCAAGUCUCGCUGGAAUCCCCGCUCUGAGUCUACCAGUGUCAAUCGCAGGACAAGAUGGGAUUGACCAGAACGCGCCGACUUCAGUGGGAAUUCAGGUAAUUGCGCAAUAUGGCGAUGAGGAGAUGGUCUUUGCCAUGGCUCGGUCGAUUGAGUCACUGAGGGAUAUAAAACAAUUGAGUUGA
Letharia lupina is the source of this 1527-nucleotide messenger RNA. RefSeq lists its product as uncharacterized. The record is from RefSeq and is a predicted model, not a curated record. The transcript is spliced from 4 exons. NCBI's taxonomy places the organism in Eukaryota, Fungi, Ascomycota, Lecanoromycetes, Lecanorales, Parmeliaceae. Gene Ontology annotation, biological process: mitochondrial translation; glutaminyl-tRNAGln biosynthesis via transamidation. Gene Ontology annotation, cellular component: glutamyl-tRNA(Gln) amidotransferase complex; mitochondrion. Bases 1 to 1527 code for a protein of 508 amino acids. Gene Ontology annotation, molecular function: glutaminyl-tRNA synthase (glutamine-hydrolyzing) activity.